UCAAACUCGGCCGCUCUCUCCAGCUCCCACACACCACCAUCUCCACGUUGCUAUCUGCGCAUAGCCACCUCCUGAUAUCUCAACCUAUCAGCCCCGCAUCACUCUUACAACACACUCCUCAACAUGCAAAUCUUCGUCAAGACGCUCACCGGCAAGACCAUCACUCUCGAGGUGGAGAGCUCGGAUACCAUUGACAAUGUCAAAGCCAAGAUCCAAGACAAAGAGGGCAUUCCUCCCGACCAACAGCGUCUAAUUUUUGCCGGAAAGCAGCUCGAGGAUGGCAGAACUUUGUCCGACUACAACAUUCAGAAAGAAAGCACCUUGCACCUCGUCCUGCGUCUUCGCGGAGGUAUGCAAAUCUUUGUGAAGACCUUGACUGGCAAGACCAUUACGCUCGAGGUCGAGAGCUCGGACACUAUCGAUAAUGUCAAGGCCAAGAUUCAGGACAAGGAGGGCAUUCCUCCUGAUCAACAAAGAUUGAUCUUUGCGGGCAAGCAGCUGGAGGAUGGAAGGACCCUGUCGGAUUACAACAUUCAGAAGGAAUCCACUCUCCACCUCGUGUUGCGCUUGCGUGGCGGUGGCAAGCAAAGAUGCAAAGCGGGCGCAGGCACCGAGGGACAGUGCAAAGACGCUGCUAUGCGUCUGGCUGGAACUUGCCCACACUGCACCCUUGCGUUCUGUGGCAAGCACAGGUUACCAGAGACGCACGCUUGCUCCGAGCAAGAAAGUGUGAGGAGCAAAGCCUUUGAUCUCAACAAGGCGAAGCUGGAAGCGGAACGAACUCAGACGAACAGGGGUCUUGCUCACUGAGCGUCCACUCCGUGGAUUCUCUCGGCAUGCCAUACUUCUGCACAUGAUUCUGUUCGCCAUCUGUUUUCCUUUCAAGCCCCUGAUUCCAAUCGCCCUCACAUCUCUCACGUCACGUUCCACGCCACCUUCCAACUUCGAGCGCUGAAAGCUCUCCCCUAGAUUCAUUCUUGUCCUUUUCGUCUUGCCCUUAUCGUGUCUCAACAUAACCCCAUAUCCCCAUCAGCACUAAGCCAAUCAAUGUAUUACGUCUUUU
Messenger RNA from Ceraceosorus guamensis, 1063 nucleotides. RefSeq names its product putative polyubiquitin. NCBI's taxonomy places the organism in Eukaryota, Fungi, Basidiomycota, Exobasidiomycetes, Ceraceosorales, Ceraceosoraceae. The record is from RefSeq and is a predicted model, not a curated record. Gene Ontology annotation, biological process: protein ubiquitination; modification-dependent protein catabolic process. Gene Ontology annotation, cellular component: nucleus; cytoplasm. Gene Ontology annotation, molecular function: ubiquitin protein ligase binding; protein tag activity; zinc ion binding. Bases 124 to 810 code for a protein of 228 amino acids. The transcript has 3 exons.